Messenger RNA from Aureobasidium subglaciale EXF-2481, 1278 nucleotides. RefSeq lists its product as uncharacterized. The transcript is spliced from 2 exons. Gene Ontology annotation, cellular component: inositol phosphoceramide synthase complex. Gene Ontology annotation, molecular function: inositol phosphoceramide synthase activity. Gene Ontology annotation, biological process: inositol phosphoceramide metabolic process; sphingolipid biosynthetic process. Bases 1 to 1278 code for a protein of 425 amino acids. The record is from RefSeq and is a predicted model, not a curated record. NCBI's taxonomy places the organism in Eukaryota, Fungi, Ascomycota, Dothideomycetes, Dothideales, Saccotheciaceae.
AUGCUCCCGCACCGCCUCCGCCGCAAGUUCCGCAGCACGCGCUCAAAGAUCAGAAGCAGACAAACGCCCACUUCGUCCAUCUCGGCCCUGCAGACCAGCUUCAACCCAAGAGACACUCUGCGUUCGCUCCGCGACCACCAGUGGUCCGUCUACGAUGCCCAAUACCUCUUCCUCGCCGUCGUCGGCAUCUUCGCCCUCUGCGUCAUCCAAUCGCCCGGUCCCAUGGUCAAGACUACCGUGGCUACGCUGUUGAUGCUGUCGCUGCUGUUGCCCGUCACGCGCCAAUUCUUCCUGCCCUUUUUGCCAAUUGCCGCUUGGCUCGUCUUCUUCUUCUCCUGCCAAUUCAUCUCCGGCGAAUACAGACCUCCGAUCUGGGUCCGCGUUCUGCCCGCCCUCGAAAACAUCCUUUACGGCGCAAAUUUGAGCAACAUCCUCUCAGCCCACAAGGCCGUCGUUCUCGAUGUCCUCGCCUGGUUGCCCUACGGCAUCACCCACUUCGGUGCCCCGUUCGUCUGCUCAGGCCUCAUGUUCCUCUUCGGCCCGCCCGGAACCACCCCUACUUUCGCAAGAGCCUUUGGUUACAUGAACUUGACUGGUGUCAUGAUUCAGCUGUUCUUUCCCUGCUCGCCUCCGUGGUACGAGAACAUGUACGGUCUUGCUCCGGCAAACUACUCCAUGCAAGGCUCUCCCGCCGGUCUGGCCGCUAUUGAUAAGCUCUUUGGCAUCGACUUAUACACUUCGACUUUCACCGCCUCGCCCAUGGUCUUUGGUGCUUUCCCCUCGCUGCACUCGGGAUGUGCCACUAUCGAGGCCUUGUUCAUGAGCCACACCUUCCCCAAGCUCCGCCCCUUGUUCAUCAUCUACACCGGCUGGCUGUGGUGGUCUACCAUGUAUCUCUCUCAUCACUACGCUGUGGAUCUUGUUGGUGGCAGCUUGCUUUCUGCCGGUGCCUACUACAUCGCCAAGGGCAAAUUCUUGCCUAGACUGCAGCCCGGAAAGAUGUUCCGUUGGGAUUACGACUACGUCGAGGUUGGCGAAGCAAGAGACGGCCAUGCCUAUGGUCUCACCGAUUUGGCCGAGGACGACUUCCACCCGGCCAACUUCGGCAUGGAUAGUGGCGAUGAGUGGACCAUUGGCUCUUCGUCUUCGGUGGCCUCAUCCAGCAGAAGCCCUUCGGUUGGUGCAAGGAGCCCCGUUGACGAGUCCUGGGAGGGCGACACUCUGGCCUCCACCUCGGACAAUGAGUACUACCAACAGAAGCCACAACAAAAGUCAUGA